This is a messenger RNA of Nothobranchius furzeri (turquoise killifish), 2143 nucleotides long. Lineage: Eukaryota; Metazoa; Chordata; Actinopteri; Cyprinodontiformes; Nothobranchiidae. The record is from RefSeq and is a predicted model, not a curated record.
GUGUUUUUUAGACCUGAUUUUCUUGGUUAUUUAUUAUGAAGUCGCCAGUAUAUUUCAACAACUGGGCGUCGUGUAAUUCAUUUUUAACAACUUUCUGAUGGAUAUUUUCCAGAGAUUAAUGGUAAAAACUACACAUCGUCUCUGUAGAGUGUCUGAAGCAGUGCUGCUGCUGUGCCACACACAUGGUUAGCAUGCAAGCAGCUCUUCAUGAAGCAGUAGCAAAUGACAAGCAGCAGGUUUUGUGGGACAACGCCUCUCAAGAUAAAAAUCACGAGGCACUUCACAAAUGGUAAAUUGUCUGCAUUUGCUAUAGCGCCUUCUAGAGUCCUGGAACCCCAAACAAGUUCAAAGUGACAAAUUAAAAUUUUCAACUUGCAAAUCCUCAACUUCUUACUGAAAGAGUAACGAUUUAAUUUUUUGUCUCUUCGCGUGUUCCCGUUGUUUUGCACUGGCCUGGGGGAAUUGGAGGGGUUCAGGAAACUGUUGGGGUGACCAGGUUAUUUUUGUGAAACUUGCCUUUUACUUGAGGUUGGAAAUGAUCCGUGGACCCUGACAGCGGGGGUGGCACAUGUUGCAGAGGAAGUGCAGAAACCAGAGUCAGUAGCUGGAGGGCAGGAUGCUGGUGACUCCGUUCUGUCUGAUACUGACAGCCUGUCUCCAGGUCAGCCCCGACAGGUCUCAGUUCUUUCGUUACGACUCCAUUUCUCUGAGCUGUGAGCAUCAGCUGAACUCCACUGGCUGGAAGGUGAAGAGAAAAACCCCAGAAGGUGGAAUCAGGCCCUGCUCCACCGGCUGGGGUCAAGCCUCCUCAGGAUCCAGCUGCCUCAUCAAAAACACCUACCCAACAGACACGGGGGUGUACUGGUGUGAGUCAGACAUGGGGGAGCGUAGCAAUAGCAUCAACAUCACCAUCACUGACCGCCCGGUGAUCCUGGAGAGUCCCACCCUGCCCGUGUCAGAGGGAGCUGCUGUGACUCUGCGCUGCAAAGCCGCGACCAACCCUUCCAAAUACAACUUCUUUAAAGACGGUAGAUCCAUCAGCAGCAACUCUUCAGGAGAGCUGAUAAUUCAGAGUGCUUCCAAAUCCGAUGAAGGCCUCUACAGCUGUAGCGUCGUGGGGCUCGGAGAGUCCUUGGAGAGCUGGAUGGUGGUUUCAGGUGACAGGAAGCACCUACAGGUGGAGCUCAUAUUAAAGAAUGAAUCUCCCUCUACGGCUCCUCUUCCAUCACCUUCAGCCUCAGGGUCACCUCCUGUCCUCAGGGUGUUGAGUCACCUGGUGGUGGGAACUCCAUACCUGGUGUCCACCAUCUUACUCGGACUCAUCUACAGAGACAGGAGGAGAGCUGCUCAGAGAGUCAUGGACCAAAGGGGCAGCCAGGAUGUUAUCAUGGAAAAUGUUGUCUGAAUUUCCGAUCUACAUCUGACAUCAAAGUGGUCCACACAACCAGAUGACCUCAUAGAAAAGCUGCCAUUAGCCAGAUGACCAAGUGAUUUUGUAUUUUUAAGCUUGAUUUGAAGAGAAGAAGAGAUAAUCGGGAGGUUGGAUGCAGACAUGAUGAAACUUAACAGUCGUUUGUUGAGUGUGGAGGAAGUCGAGCACCCACAGGAGUGUUUUUAGCGAGGUGUUUGUGGUUUUUGUUUAUAAAGUUGCUGUCAUCAGCAUUUUGUCCAACUCAGUCUUAAUGUUUGGGUUUCAUUUUUUUCCUCACUUCUACAGAAAACACUUUAUGAAAUUGAUUCUUAAUUCCUCUGUUUCUUUAACAAUUAAAUUUAGAUAUGACAAGUUUGGUUAUCUCGGAAUUACUGAUUUCUUCUGUUCUGUGGUUCGUUCAUCAGAAACUAUAUCAGGGGCUUGAUUCUCAGAAAAGAGGACACCGCCAAGUUCAAACCCACAAACAGGUCAAAGAGUUGAAAAAAAAAACACAAUAAAGUGCUGUUCAUCGGCAACAUUCUGGAGAAAAGUCUGAUUCAACUCAAAAACAGUCGAUGCAACUGCUUUGAACGUUAUUGUUUAGCCGACUGAGUGGAAUUUCUGUGGUUUAGUGCCGAAUAAAAAUCAUAUCUUUUCAAAUUUUGGGUGAAAGAAUCUUGGGCACCAGGACUCUAGAAGGUGUCAAAUGAAGUCCCAUUAGUCAUCAUUACA